Molecule: messenger RNA, 1880 nt
Organism: Stegastes partitus (bicolor damselfish)
Lineage: Eukaryota; Metazoa; Chordata; Actinopteri; Pomacentridae
Gene: mpzl1l
Product: myelin protein zero-like 1 like
Exons: 7
Coding region: 52-849 (265 amino acids)
Cellular component (GO): focal adhesion; cell surface; plasma membrane
Source: RefSeq, a predicted model, not a curated record
UUGAGGGUGGAAAAAAAAAGCAGAGGAACUACUCCUGUUUACAACAACAUAAUGGAGCCCAAAUGGUCUAAUACCGUUUGCAAGCGUGUUUUACUGACUGGAUUUACGCUAUGUGUUGUAUUAGUCACAAAACCUACAUCGGCGAUCGACAUCCACGCCGAGCCAGAAGUGAUCGUACAGAACGGCACCACUGGAGUCCUGCGAUGCACCUUCAAGUCCAGCGAAGUGGUCAGCAGUACCACCUCAGUAACAUGGCGCUUUCAGUCGAGUCAGCCCGACAAUCAGUUCUCCAAAGCUCCGUACACGAUUUACUACUUUUCCAAUGGGAAAGGAUUCCCGGGACAAGACGAGUUCAAAGACAGAGUGCAGUUUGUUGGAGACAUCAACAAGAGGGACGUGUCAAUACAGCUGAGCCCGACUCAGUUCAGUGACAACGGCACCUUCUUCUGCGAUGUGAAGAACCCACCAGACGUAAAGGGAACGGAAGCUCGAACGGUGCUCAGGGUCGUUCUGAAAGAGUCUCUUCCUCAGAGCAACACUGCCCUUAUAGUCGGAAUAGUUUGUGGUGCUUUAUUUGUGCUCGUCGGCAUCGCUGUAGCUGCCUGCAUUGUCAUGAGGGUGCUGCACAACCGCCAUGAUUAUGAAGGAUGUACGUCCUUGGAAAGCGUGAGCUCUCAUGCUCCGCAGCCACGAAAGAAGGUGGAGUCCAGCCUGGAGGGCUCCAGGUGUACCGGUCCCUCGGGUCCACUACAGGGCCCGGUGAUAUACGCCCAGUUGGAUCACUCAGGCAGCAAAAACUCGUUCCAUAAGAUGGAGCCAGUGGUCUACGCUGACAUUCGUAAAAACUGAAGAGGAACCGGGGACCAAAAAAUAAAUAAAAACACAGUAAAGUAUGAGACCUCUCUAUCAGCUGCUCUUGGGAAGGGUGGGAAUAUAUCAACAGGGACAAAAAUUGGUGCAGUUUAUUUCGCUCUCUCUCUCUCUUUCUUUCUUGUUUUUUCCAUAUUUUGUCCUCUGAAAGCAUGAUGCUGUUCUAUGAUAAAGUCUCCAUGUGCUUUGUUGUGAAGAUGAAAAAACUAAGAAAACACAAGUUGAUAUCACUCCAUCACAUCAGCCUUGAAAUUGUUCUCCAAAACAGGGAUCAAAGUAAAAAUAAGAAUGCCUUCAUAGAUAUCAUUCCAAGUGUAAAAAUACUUUACUUUAUUCCUCGUAGCUUUGUGCCCUCGAACAAAAAAAAACCUUCUGCAGGCUGUUGCACCAACUCAAAAUGGUAAAUCUGAGAGUGCACUAACAAUCACUACCUAAGCUACCUGCAUCCAAACCAAGGAAAAGCUUUUCAAAACAUCAAGGCAAGAAUUGAUGUUUUAUCCAGAGAAGCAUUAAACUAAAAUGGAAAAGGAAGCCACUAUUAACUAACUAGAUAUAAAAAAAAAACAAAACAAGCAACGUAUUAUAUCACACGUUUGUUCGACCUUCAUCACCUCCUCGUUCAUCAAUCGCUUCGUGCGGUAUUUUGGUGCUUUAUAUUCAUGGCUGUGCGACCAGCGUGUCAUAAACUACAGAAACAUCAAUAAAUAUCAAAGAAAUUCUGCCAACGUCAAAACCUCAACUUACAUACUUCUGUUAUAAACAGCAGACUGUAGUUAUUCAUUAAAUGUGCAUGUCAGCCACAUCGUAAAUGUAAAACGAUAUCACGAACAAUAUGCUUCUCAUUGAUUAUAAGGAAAGAGUAAAGCUGGGCAGACGUUAUUCGUCAUGUUUGUUGCACUAACCUUACCUGCCUUUCUAGGCUUUGGUGCUCACACUGCAUCUGAUUUUAUUCAACAGUUUCCACCAUUUUUUUUUUUUUUUUUUUGGUGCAAAUGGUGCAGUUACACUCU